Nicotiana tabacum (common tobacco) is the source of this 342-nucleotide messenger RNA. Lineage: Eukaryota; Viridiplantae; Streptophyta; Magnoliopsida; Solanales; Solanaceae. The record is from RefSeq and is a predicted model, not a curated record.
AUGGAGGGUAAAAAGGUUCUUCUUAGAGUUUCAUCUAUAAAGAGUGUGAUGAGGUUUGGGAGGAAGGGCAAGUUGAGUCCUCGGUACAUUGGUCUGUUUGAGGUUUUGGAGAAAGUAGAUGAAGUGGGUUACAGACUUGCUUUGACACCCAACUUAUUGGGAGUUCACCCGGUGUUUCGUGUUUCUAUACUUCAGAAGUAUCAUAAGGAUCAAUCAAAUGUGUUGGAUUUCAGCUUGGUGCAGUUUGACGAGAAUUUGGCUUAUGAGGAAGAGUCGAUCGCCAGUUUAGAUAGGCAAGUUCGAAAGCUUACGUCUAAGGAGAUAAUGUCAGUGAAGGUCUAA